This is a messenger RNA of Acipenser ruthenus (sterlet), 3487 nucleotides long. RefSeq names its product interleukin-6 receptor subunit alpha. Gene Ontology annotation, molecular function: protein binding; cytokine receptor activity. The transcript is spliced from 10 exons. Gene Ontology annotation, biological process: cytokine-mediated signaling pathway. NCBI's taxonomy places the organism in Eukaryota, Metazoa, Chordata, Actinopteri, Acipenseriformes, Acipenseridae. The coding region runs from base 619 to 2097 and encodes 492 amino acids. The record is from RefSeq and is a predicted model, not a curated record. Gene Ontology annotation, cellular component: external side of plasma membrane; membrane.
GUUUCCUAAACCCAUUAAAGUGACAUCGUCCUCAUCUCGGGCUACUUCGUACAUUUUCUUUCUUUCUUUUUUUGGCAUCUAAUCUAUUCGGGCUAUUUCGUAUUUUUCUCUCUUAAUUAUAUUAUUACGAUAGCUUACUUAGACUUCACUUUUGCGGUUAACAAAAUGACUAAAGUGUAAUGUAAUCGCAUCAAUAAAUUCAGCCUGCGUUCUGGGAAAGAAAAAAAAAAGUUUGGCAGUUAACGGGUUAAGAGAAGUAUAUUGGAGAUACUCGUUGAGAGAGAGAGAGAGAGAGAGAGAGAGAGAGAGAGAGAGAGGGAGGAGGAGGAAGGUGCUGCUACAAGUGGCAUUUAAGUUGUGGUACAGACUCAUAUUUACAUAUCUCUCUUGCUAACUUAUCUGUUGGUGAAGUGUCUGACGUCUCUAAAUAACGCGCUUACUUCUCUCCGUCUUCUUCUUCUUAAACCCUGUUGCUCGUUGAAUUUGAUGCAGCCGUGUGGUGUCUUUUGAUUGUGUGGGAUUGUGUUUCUGAAGAAGGUGGUGGGAUAUGAACAAGCUUUGAAAGGCAACAAAAGUCGUUUAAGAUCCCUCUUGCCCCCGAAUGGAAAUCUAAUCGAAAUGAAAAGUAUUUGGAUGCUGUGCGUCUCCGCGGCGCUGGCGGUGUUCAGCUCGGCCGAAGAUCAAUGUCCGAAAAAAGUCUAUUCGCCUCUCUCUCGGCUGCUCGCUCCGGGCAGCGCCGUGACCCUUCACUGCGGAGGGGACGCCUCGCUCCCGGGUCUCUCGGCGCCGGCCGAGUGGAGUCUGAACGGGAGGCCGCUGCGCUCGAACCCGCAGAGGACCGUCAGCGAGGACAGCGUCCUCAUAACCGCGGCGCGGAUCAACGACGCCGGGAACUACACCUGUCACCGAGGCGGCCAGAUCAUCUUCACCGUGAACAUCACCGUCGGGGUUGCUCCGGAGAAGCCUGUGCUGUCCUGCUAUCGGAAGGUUCCCACUCAGAACGUGCGGUGCGAGUGGAGCGCCACCAACAGGCCGAUCCCCGCACCCUCCUGCAAGCUGCUGGUCAGGAAGCGGUUGAUCGGCCAGUCCUCCCAGUAUAACUGCACCUUCUCCAGUAUGAAGCAGCGCUGCUCCUGCGUGCUGCCCCAUGUGGAGGGGGACACUGUGCUCUACCUGGUCAGUCUGUGUGUCUCCAACAGCGCCGGGGCCCAGAAGAGCGAGGACCAGACCUUCACUGGAGACAGCAUCAUCAAGCCGGACCCACCAAUCAACGUGCAGGUGCACGCCGUGAUGAGGUCAUCGCGGAGUCUCUGGGUCAACUGGUCAAAACCCCUGAGCUGGAGGACUGAUUUCUAUAGACUGCGUUACCAAGUGCGGUACAGGACCGACCAGCAGAGGGAGUACAAGCUGCUCCCCUCGCGGGACCCCCGCCUGCUGAUCUCCGAUGCGGGGCCGCGGCGCCGGUACGAGGUGCAGGUUCGAGGGCAGGAGGAGUUUGAACACGGGCAGUGGAGCGCCUGGAGUCACGAGGCAUACGGACACACCUGGGCAGAACCAGAGCUCCAGACCCAAGGCUACCAAUCCACCCACAGAGUGCACAAGGGCGUGCUUGCUGGCACUGUGGGAGGGACCGUCGACACCCUCUUCUCCCAGUCGGAGGGGUCUGGAUUGGGGGAGGAAGAACUGGAAGUCCAGGCCUCCUCUAACGGCAGUGACCUGUUGGCUCGACACACAGGCUGGGUGACAGGAGUGACUCUGCUGGGAGCCGUGAUCCUCGUCUCUCUCUUCAUUGCACAGUAUCGGAAGAAGCUCAAGGCCCAGCUGUUGAAACUGGGGGGUCUGGCACCCCAUUUCCGGCCCCCCUUUGCCAAGGUGAGGGAGCCCCAAAUGACCUCUGAUCUCCAGGGGAUCCCCCUGUCCUCUCCCCCCAGUUCCAGAGCCCAGGCAGAGGGGAGAGAAGAGCCCGCCCCCCUGUCCAGCCCUGCCCCUCCCUCCCCCCUUCACCUCAUGAAUAUGGGCUACUUCCUGGUGCCCCUCAGAGAGCCACAGGGGGGCCCUUCUCUGGAGCCACGCAGCCAGGAGAGUGAGGAGACUUAACUGUCAGCGACCCCCCCCCCCCCCCAGCCACCCAAAGCCCUUUCUAUUGUACUGCUGUUAUUAGAGCAAUGACAGAUUUCUGUAAAACCUUAAGUUACCACUGACUCACUCACUCACUCACUCACUGUGUGUGACCCUGAGCGAGUCACUUCACCUCCUUGUGCUCUGGAUGAGACGCAAAACAAACGAGCUCCUGUUGGAAGCGACUCUGCAGCAGCAGCAGCAGCAGUUGAUGAUGAAGCAGAGUUCACCCCCUAGUCUCUGUAAGUCGCUUCGGAUAAAAGCGUCUGCUGAAUGACUCAUUAAUAAUGUUGCCAGUGCUUACAAUAAGAAGAGAGAGAGAGUGGAAGAUGGUUAGCUAUCUUUCAAAGGGAGGCACCAGUGAUUAUGUUAAUCAAUCUAAUAAGAGGUAAGAGAAUGGAUUUUACAGACGGUAUGCUCUCUUUCAAAGGGAGGCACCAGUGAUCAUAUAACCAGUGGUAAUGAAUCAGCUGCAUGGCACAUACAUGGAGUUUAAGCCCGUGGGUAGCUCUGCUGUCCUGGGCAGGCGGUAAUGUUGCCCAUGCUGAGAAACCAUCUCUCUCUCUAUUGAGAAGCGAGCUGACGUCUGCAGCCUCCUGGGAGGCUCCAGUCUAGCGCUGGCAAGUCAAACCUGUUUUUUUUUUUUUUUUUUUUAUUAUAAUUAUUUUUGUAAAGCAGCAGUUGCUGUCGAGGCUGCUGUGUGUUUUCGAUGGCUUGCUGUCAGUUUCGUCGAGGGCCUGUGCAGACUGUGGGAGAGCUUGUGAAUAAUGACGAGUGGGUGGGUGGGCAGGCGUGGGGGGAUUUUCCAUCAAAUCGAUGAGAAAUCUAGAAAUAGAGUCAAAGGGAAGUGAAACCAAACAACUCUGAGAGAGCUUAAUGUCAAUGCAACUAUAUAUAUAUAUAUAUAUAUAUAUAUAUAUAUAUAUAUAUAUAUAUAUAUAUAUAUAUAUAUAUAUAAAAAUUCUUGCACAGUUUCCCCCCAUGGUUACCCGAUGCAUUUUUGUCAGGUUCUUUUACACGUUUCCAAGCAUGAAAUAUUGAAAAUAGCUGCACAAAAGCAGCUUUGGACACAUAAUAAAUACUUUUUAUUUAGUUUAUUUUGUUUUCAUUUAAAUUUUUUUCCAGAUUUCUUUCCAUAGUUUUAUCUGGGGGGGGAGUGUGAAAUGGCAUCCACCUUUUAUUUAUUUAUUUUGAAAUAUAUAAAUAUAAUGCUGUAUCACAUUUCUUUGCUUUUCUUAUAGCACUCACCUAAUUCGAAUCACGUUUUUUAAAACUGUACUGUACUGUAAAUAUGUGGGUAGACGUGUUGAUUUCUCAAUUUGUAUAUGAGCUAUUCUGUGUAAAAAGAUCAAUAAAUGUAUAAAGAUUU